CUGGAAAGGAAAAAGGGGGUGGGGGUGGAACUGAGAAGAUCGGAUCGGAAGCGAUCUCAACUCUCAACAACGCAGGCUCUUUCUGGAGCAUUUUAUUUUAUGCAAUGUCACCUUGAUCUCGAAUUACUUAAGGCGGCGCGAUAAGAUCUCCCCCAUCAAGAAAAGUGUGCGGUGCGAUUCUGAACAAACAGAGCACGGCAUGAACUUGUAUUAUUUAUGGUUAAGCCAUUCACGCUCAAUCUACCAACCACACUUCAUCUGAGGAAACAUGAGUUCUGUGGAGCAAACAAAUCGAACAGGUCAAGAAGAGGCUGAGGAUGACGCGGAGGCGUCCGUCGGCCGUCUGAUUCGAAGCCAGGAAAGCUUUGACAAACUCAACCAGUAUGAAAUUCCUCAGGAAUCACCAAUUAUCCAAAGAGCAAUCGAACAUAUUUCGCCAAGUAAAUGCACAGGAUGUUUUUUCUCGGUAUUCCCAUUUUUCGAUUGGAUCCAGGACUACAAGUUAAAGAAGUUCUUGAUUGAUGAUGCUGUGUCUGGUAUCACAGUUGGAGUUAUGCACAUUCCCCAAGGUCUCGCUUAUUCGAUGCUGGCUGGAGUUCCUCCGAUCACAGGCCUCUACAUGGCUUUCUUUCCUGUUCUAAUUUACAUCUUCAUGGGCACAUCUAGACACGUUUCCAUGGGCACCUUUUCUGUCGUCUGCUUAAUGACAAAAGCAAUCGUGGCCGCCCAUGCAAAACCAGACACAGUGGACAAUAAUUUUGACAAGCCACCAGACCUUUCUUUUUCUGAUGCUUUUGUGAAGCCAGAUAAUGCAGAACUGACCAGCGUCCAAGUGGCUAUGGUGGUUUGUUUUGCUGUCGGUCUUUGGCAGGUGCUGAUGGGCCUGUUUCGCUUAGGAAAUAUCAGUGUUCUUUUGUCAGACACUCUGGUCAGUGGAUUUUCCACAGCUGCGGCUGUUCAUGUUUUGGCCUCGCAGCUAGGAAGCCUCUUAGGUGUCAAAGUUGGGAAAUAUAACUCUAACUUCAAAGUCAUCCUGGUACUUAGAGACGUAGUCAUGAAUAUUCCUUCGUUGAACUAUGUCAGUCUAUCAUUGUCGUUGUCUGUGAUGGCUGUGCUGAUAAUAUACACCGAAAUAAUCAAGCAUAGACUAGAGAAGCGCUGUCAUUUUCCAGUUCCUGUUGAAAUGCUGUGCAUUAUCAUUGGCACCCUGCUCUCUGCUGGUUUGGAGUUGAAUUCAAAAUACAAUGUAAAAUGCGUGGGGAACAUUCCAAGAGGAAUACCGUCACCAUCGUUGCCAGCUUUCUGGUUGUUGCCGGAUAUUAUUUUCCACUCUUUGCCCAUCGCUGUGAUUGGAUUUACAAUAACACUGUCGAUGGCAUCUAUUCUGGCCAAGAAGGGACAUUACAAAGUCAAAGCAAAUCAAGAAUUUAUUGCUUGUGGUUGCGGAAAUCUCUUUGCUUCGUUCUUCUCAUGUGUUCCGUUUGCUGCCUCUUUGUCGAGAAGCUUGAUUCAGCAAAACGUAGGAGGAAAAACACAAAUCGCGAGCGUAUUUUCAUGCAUCUUCAUUCUGCUAAUUUUGUUGGCUAUUGGACCAUUUUUCGAACAAUUACCUAAUUGUGUUUUGGCUGCCAUUGUGAUUGUGUCUUUAAAAGGCAUGUUCUGGCAAGUAAAGGAUUUUCCUGGAAUUCUUCGGAGGUCAAAAUUGGAUGCAUUCGUCUGGCUUGGAACGCUCCUUGUGUCUAUUUUCUGGGACAUCGACUACGGACUGGGAGCUGGUCUCUUUUUAUCUGUGCUUUGCGUACUUCUGUAUGGACAACAGUUAAAAAUCAGCAUUCUAGGAAAAGUCCCAAACAAUGAAAUAUACCUGGACACAAAGCAUUAUUUGGUGGCACAAGAGCUACCAGGAAUAAAAAUAAUCCAUAUAUCAGGCAGUUUGCAUUUUGCAAAUAAGAAUCAACUGGAAAAGAGUUGCGCAAAAAAACUUGAUUUACAUUCUCAUCAUCCGCCAACUGUGACAAUAAGUAAAGAUGGGGAAAACAACCCUUUAAAUUCACAAAAUGAGAGUAAAAUACAAAGCGUUAUUUUGGACAUGUCAAGUGUUAGUUUUGUUGAUCCGUCUGCUGCCGAUUCAAUGUCAAAUCUUAGAGAAGAUAUUUUGCACAAACUGGAAGGACAUCUCUAUUUAGCCAACUGCUCUCCAAAUGUCCUGGAAGCUCUGAAGAAAUUCAAUUUUUUCUCAGGCGAUUUUCCUAUAUACCACUAUGUGUUCCCUAGCAUACAUGAUGCUGUCCUGCAUGCUCAGCAGUCAUCUCUCUCAACAGGAUUAUGAAGUGCAUUUCAUCGAAUAUCGAUAAUUAAGGGUUCAGGAUUAAUAGCUGCUGUUUCAUAGCUGUGAUUACUUCAUAAAUUUAUAUGUAUUGAUCAAAAUAAUUUAUUUUUGAAACAGAAUGUUCUCUGCUGGAAUGUGUUUGUUGCGUUAAAAAAGAAGAAAAUGCUAUUUUUGUUGAGGCAAUAUAUUGUUGAGUAAGCAAAAUGAUAAAUCAA
Molecule: messenger RNA, 2544 nt
Organism: Neocloeon triangulifer
Lineage: Eukaryota; Metazoa; Arthropoda; Insecta; Ephemeroptera; Baetidae
Product: prestin-like
Exons: 15
Coding region: 269-2329 (686 amino acids)
Biological process (GO): transmembrane transport
Cellular component (GO): membrane
Molecular function (GO): chloride transmembrane transporter activity; sulfate transmembrane transporter activity; oxalate transmembrane transporter activity
Source: RefSeq, a predicted model, not a curated record